This is a messenger RNA of Zeugodacus cucurbitae (melon fly), 4080 nucleotides long. It is a transcript of the gene DIP-delta, whose product is annotated as lachesin. The record is from RefSeq and is a predicted model, not a curated record. NCBI's taxonomy places the organism in Eukaryota, Metazoa, Arthropoda, Insecta, Diptera, Tephritidae. Bases 1000 to 2415 code for a protein of 471 amino acids. The transcript has 12 exons. Gene Ontology annotation, cellular component: neuron projection.
ACAGUCGCAUUGGUGCACAACAUGCUAACGAUGCUACAGCUUCGUGGCUCGGCAAAAGCCAAAUUCAGUUCAAAAUCAACUAGCGCCGGAAGUAGACGUGUGUCAGUUAAGUAACGUUAAGUGCUUAAGUGCUCUAGAGACGCUGCGUUACGGUCUAACACGGUAUUGCGGUGCAGUGCUUGACUACUUUUAUUGCUUUUGCGUAUGCGAUUUGGCGAGCGUUGCGGUGAAGCGCAUAACUUUUUUGUUGUUUGUGUUUGUGUAAUAUCUGGCGAUAGUAAAUAUUCUGUGUGUGAUAAAAUUAUAAAAGUUAAAUAAAAGUCAAAGUGAGAUUGCUUCUGAUGUGAGUGAUAUUUAUGUGUUGCAGCUGUGUGGCAAGUGCAUAUCAUCGCUGCAAUGGCAAAAGCCGAAGGGUAAUCAAAUAAAGACGAGUUUACUGCUUGAAAAUGCAUAGCUGCCCCAGUAAUGGUUGUGCUCACCAAUAGCCGUGUAUAUGUGCCGUUUUAUGCAUGCAGCGCAUUGCAACGUGAAGCAGUAAAGUGCCGUUAGUCGGUCUAACGGUGCACUUAAUUUUAUGCGCCAGCUGGCAAUUCGUAAGCGCUGCUACCGGCAGCACAACGCUUUAUGGGCACGAGAAAAAUAUAUCAAUUUCCAACGCACUAAUUAUGAAAUAUUUAUGAAAACUCCAACUAAAUUAUAAUUUUCUGCCACGGAAUGUAAUGACAUUAAAAAAAAAAAGAAAUAAUAUAAAAACAUGCUCAUUACCAAUAUCAACCACUUCCAACACAUAUCAAAUCGACAUAAUCAGCAGCAAGCGACCUAGCGCAACAAAGCCAUUAUCUCGCCACAGUAAGCAUAUCAAAACGCAUGCGGGUCGCUUGCGUAAGCAACAACAAAAAAUUAUACAAUAAUUUAAAAAAUAAUAAUUGCAUAGCCCAAAAUUAGUUGGCUUCUAUUGCAUUUGAACGCAACGCAACACAACGACGGCCAGCUGUUAAAAUGUUCAUAAUUACGGUCAUUAAGUUGCUGCUAAUUGCGCUGAACCUCUUCCCCAGCCGCUGGACGAAUCGGAAAGUGAUGUUCCUCAUCUAUCUAACAAAUCUGGUGACACAUGUGAUGAUGGAUGAGCCACGCUUUGCACAGCCGAUACCGAAUGUAACAGUUGCUGUUGGACGAGACGCCAAUUUGCCAUGUGUUGUUGAGCACUUGGGUGGCUAUAAGGUCGCUUGGAUACAUAUCGAUCGCCAAAUGAUACUCACAAUACACCGGCACGUGAUCUCACGGAUACCACGCUAUAGUAUUACCUAUGACAAUGCCAACACAUGGUUGUUGCAUGUAAAUCAAGCGCAUCAAGAUGAUCGCGGCUAUUAUAUGUGCCAAGUAAAUACGAAUCCAAUGAUUAGCCAAGUGGGCUACUUGCAGGUUGUGGUACCACCGAAUAUCUUAGACAUCGAAAGCACACCCUCAUCCGUGGCUGUGCGUGAAAAUCAAAAUAUUAAUAUGACUUGCCGUGCUGAUGGCUUUCCAACACCGAAAAUCAUUUGGCGUCGCGAAGAUGGCGAGGAAAUUGCCGUGGAAAAGAAGAAGAAAGUUUUGGUCUACGAUGGCGAAGUCUUACCCUUGACCAAAGUUAGUCGCAAUGAAAUGGGCGCGUAUCUAUGCAUUGCCACAAAUGGUGUACCGCCCUCGGUGUCUAAACGAAUCAUACUGGAUGUUGAAUUUUCUCCUAUGAUUUGGGUACCAAAUCAACUUGUUGGCGCACCAGCUGGUACCGAUGUCACAAUUGACUGUCAUACGGAGGCACAUCCAAAAGCAAUCAUUUAUUGGGUAUAUAAUUCAGUCAUGGUUCUGCCAAGUAAGAAGUAUAAAACGGACUAUACGGAGAAUUCCUAUCGCGCUCACAUGAAACUGACAAUAAGAAAUUUACAAUACGGUGACUUUGGCAACUAUCGAUGCAUAUCUAAGAAUUCGCUUGGUGAAACGGAAGGAUCCAUACGUGUUUACGAAAUUCCACUGCCAUCAACGCCCUCAAAGCAGGUGACACAUACCACAAUUGAAACCAGAGAAAACAACAUCAUACCCACACGCAACGACUCACUUAAUGCUAUACAAAAGGAUAUAUCGCUGAUGAAAGCAGAUUUACUGGGUAGUGGCUCAUCAUCAGCUUCCUCUUCACACUCCGCCACUGCAUCUAUGUCUGGAGGAAAUGGUAAUAGUCUGUCAGCGCUGGGAGGCUCCGGUAUAAAUGCCAUUGAUCGAAAAGGCACGUUGGCCAUUGGCAAAAGUAUGUACUACACAGAGCAGCCACCGAAGGAAUUGGAUGGUUCAGCGGCUGGCACUUUACAUAAAUCACCAAGUAUCUUCUACUUGUGUAGAUUUGCGUUAAUAUUCUUACUACUAAGAAAUCAAUCAUAAAAUUUAUGGUGUUAAGGGUAUUUAAAUAUUAUAAAAAAUAACGAAUGAGAUUAUUAAAGCAUUAGAUAUAACAUAAUUGUAACAUAUGGUAUAUUAAAUAUUUAUAUUGUUUUAGAUAUGCAAACACGCGUUGAAAAGUUGGCUAUGUUAUAAUUUAAUUAAAUAGUAAAGAUAUAUAUGAUCAUAUUUUUUAUGACCGCAGUGUUUGCUAAAAAACUAUUAGUUGGGUAAAGGGAAAAUCAUUAUGUGCUUUUUUAUAAAAAGCUAAUAAUUGUGACUUGCGCAAUAUUAGUACUUUCCAAAGUUCAAAAAUUUACUGCUACGAUAACUUAAUCAGCAGAUGUAAUAUCGUUUUUAGACAGCCAAAUUAAUUGAUCAGUCAAAAUUUUUAUUGAGAAACCAUUUUUUGCCUUUUAUACUGCCGGCUACCCGAUAACCGUAGCUUAUUUUAUUAAAAAAUACAGCCAAUCACAGACAAAGAACGAGAAAUAAAUAAUUUCGAAAUGAAUUUAGAUCAGUAGCAUUCAAAAUAUAAUAUUCUUUAGCUUUGUACGAGCUUUGUUUUCAAUAUUUCAAAGCUCAUCUAGUCGGUCAGCUUUAUAUAUCAACUCACAAAAUAUCAUUCCUUUAUAUCGAUUGAUAUUAUUGAAUCUAUUCUCUCUAAUGAUUUUCCCUAAACUCCACCUCAUUUUGCGUGGUCUCAAGGCAUGGCAAUAAUUAAUUUGCUCAGUAUUUGAUAUUUAUUCUUAAGCCGCUUAAUUUCGUAAAGAAUUUUUUUACAUGCAUAUAUUAAAUGUUUUGUAUAUAGACUUUGAAAAGGCAUAAAUGUUAUUAGCAUAUAUAUUAUAUAUACAUGUAUGUAUGUAUGUAAGCAAAGCUUAUCAGUUAUAUUUAUAGCAUAUGCAUAAGUAUUUACAAAGAAAUUAUAUAUAUGUAUGAGUGUAAUUUAGCUGCUAAGAUGUAGGAUAAAUACAUUGAUAAGAACAUACUUUACAUAAAUAUUUCCAAAUACAUAAAAGCAAAAAUGUGAGGGAAAAACUUAUUUCCUUGGAGGGAAAAGUGGAUAAGAAAAGUAGCUAUUUUUGAAAUUUUUAUUUUUUGACAAUUAAAUCCGGUUUUUUUUAGAUGGAACAUUUAUAUUAAUGCGAAUUUAUUGUUUUUGUUUUUUAGUUUUUUUUUUGUGGAAUAUAUUUCAUGAAAAAUUCCUCUAAGUUCAAGAGUUUAUUUCUCCAACAUCGGUCAAUCAUAUUAAGAACAUAAGAGUAUUAAGAGUCAUACCCCAACCCGGCUCUUGAUGUUGUUUACAACCCCUAACUAUAAAAAAUACUCUUUAAAUUAGAACAAUGGUAAUAUGAAUGUUAUGAACGCCCCUAAUAACCCAAAUUACAUUAUAAUCAAUAUUAUUCAGUUCUAUCCAACAUUUCCUAUAGGAGUAUAGUGUUUAACAUUAACUUUCAUGAGUUCAUCUACCAGCUUAAGUCUCUUGCUUGACUUAACAAUUUCUGAAAUUCAUAUCAGCUUAUGUUUGAACUUGAAAGCAUUUCUGAACUUUCGAAAGUGAAGCAUCUUAUAAAGAAAAUCCCAUCAGGUCUUCACCAUACCUUCGCAUGAUUCAAUAGGCACAUUUUUUAAAUGAUAUUGGGCAUUUAUUAACUUCAUGAUAAU